Mesitornis unicolor (brown roatelo) is the source of this 455-nucleotide messenger RNA. It is a transcript of the gene RAMP3, whose product is annotated as receptor (G protein-coupled) activity modifying protein 3. The transcript has 3 exons. The record is from RefSeq and is a predicted model, not a curated record. Gene Ontology annotation, biological process: calcium ion transport; regulation of G protein-coupled receptor signaling pathway; G protein-coupled receptor signaling pathway. Gene Ontology annotation, cellular component: signaling receptor complex; membrane; cell surface. Gene Ontology annotation, molecular function: coreceptor activity. Lineage: Eukaryota; Metazoa; Chordata; Aves; Mesitornithiformes; Mesitornithidae. Bases 7 to 414 code for a protein of 135 amino acids.
GGUCUAAUGACGCUUGGAUUUGCAGGUGCACGUCAACAGAGUAAUCUCUGCAAUGAAUCUCUCAUGUUAGAAAAGUUGCCUGCUUGUGGAAAAUCCUUUGAAGAAGUGAUGAAGAGAGUGGACUCUAAAAAAUGGUGCAACCUGACAGAGUUUAUCAUGUAUUAUGACAACUUUACCCAGUGCACAGAACGUGAAGCCAACAACGCAAGUUGCUUUUGGCCAAACCCCCUCGCAGAGGGUUUUAUCACUGGAAUUCAUAAACAGUUCUUUUCAAACUGUACUUCAGAAAAGGUUCACUGGGAAGAUCCACCGGAUGAAAUUCUUAUAACUCUGAUCUUGAUCCCAGUCAUGUUGACGUGUGCCAUGAUAGCACUAGUAGUAUGGUGUAGCAAGAGAAGUGAUAUCCUGGUGUAAGUUGUUCCUCUGGGUUUUCUUUUUUCUCAAUUUCCUUCUUC